Molecule: messenger RNA, 962 nt
Organism: Melanaphis sacchari
Lineage: Eukaryota; Metazoa; Arthropoda; Insecta; Hemiptera; Aphididae
Gene: prel
Product: PRELI domain-containing protein 1, mitochondrial
Exons: 5
Coding region: 200-805 (201 amino acids)
Biological process (GO): phospholipid transport
Cellular component (GO): mitochondrial intermembrane space
Molecular function (GO): phosphatidic acid transfer activity
Source: RefSeq, a predicted model, not a curated record
UGUACUUGCCCUACGGCCUACAUACAACAUAGUCACAGUCAUUUAGUUCAUAUUACACACUACAUUUAUUGAAUUAUUGCAAUGACACUGAAAUGUUUUGUGGUUAAAUUCAUGUAGAAUUUAUGUGAUAGAGCUGGCUUAGUGUUUGAAAUUGAUUUGCCAUAAAAUAUAAAUUUUAUUAUUUUUCACACACGUAAUAAUGGUAAAAUUUUUUGAAAAUAAAAGUUUAUUCCCAUUCAGAUGGGAUCAAGUGGUUCAUGGUUUUUGGCAUCGUUAUCCUAAUCCAGAGAGUAAGCAUGUAUUAUCUGAAGACGUGUUACACAGAGAAGUGAAAGAAAAAAAAUUACAUUCUAUUAGAUUAUUCACAAAAACUAAUAAGUUACCAAAAUGGGGUGAACGUUUUAUCAAUACAAAUGUUGUAAAAAUUGUUGAAGAAUCAAUUUUAGAUCCUUCAAAAAAGACAUUGGUUACUUAUACAAGAAAUGUCGGAUAUGCAAGUGUUAUGGGUGUGACAGAAAAAGUUGUUUAUAAAGUCAAUGAAGAAAAUCCAAGUACUACAGUUGCAGAGAGAUCAGUGUGGAUUGAAUCAAAUGUGUAUGGAAUGUCUAAAGCUAUUCAAGCAUUUGGGAUGCAACGAUUUAAAGUUAACAGUACUAAAGCAGUUAAAGGGUUUAAUUAUGUACUCAAUAGUAUGUAUGGUAGUAAUACUUCAAGUUCAUCUGGUGUAUUAUUACAUCAGAAAGAAAAAUUAAAGGAUGCUCUUAAACAAACAAAUUACAAAACUGGAACUCUAUAUGUUCAUUAAACCAAUUCUUAUUGAGAUUUCACCAAAAUUAUUAUGAUCAAUAAAAUGUGAUAACAUAAUUAUGUAUUCUUAUCAGUUCAACAAUUUUUGACCAGAUUAAAACACUCUUCAAAUUUAUGUGGUUACUAUCAACUUUAUAGUAUUUUAUUAAAAUACA